Knipowitschia caucasica is the source of this 2556-nucleotide messenger RNA. NCBI's taxonomy places the organism in Eukaryota, Metazoa, Chordata, Actinopteri, Gobiiformes, Gobiidae. The record is from the annotation of a GenBank genome assembly.
AUGCACGGGGCAUCCAUCUUUGAGACUGCCGGUCAAUACGGCUCACAGGCAACAAGAUCUACCAGAUAUGUCAAUAGUAAUGAAACUCUGCAGCGGCUGAAGCGCUCGCUCUCCUUUAAAACCAUGAUGCGCAGUAAGAGCGUGGACAACUUCUUCCAGAGGUCCAACAGUGAAGCGCGCCUGCCCCCGGACUUCAUCACGGACCCCCCUCCCCCCUCUCCCCCGCUGUUGCCCGGCUCUCCGCUGGUGGGUGAGACUCGCUCGCCCUCCAUCUCCCCCUCCCUGAGCCCAAACCCGUCCGUGGCCUCGCACUCGCCCUGCCUCAGCCUGUCGCCAUCGCUCCCCGCCAAACCGGUGCGGCCGCAGAUCAACCACUGCUUCCAGGACCACGUGUUUCGCAAAACCACCAACUGCCAGCACUGCAAGAACAUGAUCGUGGGAAACUCCAAACAGGCGUUGCGCUGCAAAACCUGCAAGAUGGCGGCUCAUCUGUGGUGCACCUCCGAUCUCUCGCAGCAGCCCUGCUACGGCAAGUCCGGUGCAUUCAAGCGAAACUUCAGCUCUCCAAUGAUCAUCAACGACCAGCUGGCAGUGGUCAAGGAGGUGCAUGUUCAAGAAAUGUCCUCACCUCGACUGCCGACUGUAAAGCAAGAAGUGGAGAAUCACAAAGAGGAGGAGCAGCCGGAAGUACAGCCGCUUCCACAAAAAAACCACCGGUCCCGUGUGGAUCCCAUCUACGCCGCUUUGCGCUACGGCACGUCUCUGGCCCAGAUGAGUCGCUCCAGUUUUGGAAGUUUGUCUGAGUCUCCCACACGCAGCCUGGGAGAAGGAGGAGGCGAAAUGGAAAGACAGUACAGCAUGGAGGAAGAAAUGCCAACAGAAACAGCAGCCAUCCCGGUGCCUGACAUUGAGAUAGAGACAGAGGAAGAGUCCAGUGACGCGUUGAACCAGACCCCUGCGGAGGAAAUCAGUCUGAAGGUUCCAAAGUGCAUUGAUGUCCAGUCCAUUCACACUUACGUCGCGCUCUACAAGUUUCUGCCGCAGGAACAGAACGACCUGGAACUACAUCCCGGGGAUCGAGUGCAGGUCACGGACGAUUCCAACGAAGAGUGGUGGAAGGACUGCAAAAAGGGGAACCCAGACCAGAAGAGAGCCAAGGGGAACCCAGACCAGAAGAGAGCCAAGCGGAACCUAGACCAGAAGAGAGCCAAGGGGAACCCAGGCCAGAAGAGAGCCAAGGGGAACCCAGGCCAGAAGAGAACCAAUGGGAACCCAGGCCAGAAGAGAGCCAAGCGGAACCUAGACCAGAAGAGAGCCAAGGGGAACCUAGACCAGAAGAGAGCCAAGGGGAACCCAGGCCAGAAGAGAGCCAAGGGGAACCCAGGCCAGAAGAGAGCCAAGGGGAACCCAGGCCAGAAGAGAACCAAUGGGAACCCAUGCCAGAAGAGAGUCAAGGGGAAUCCAGACCAGAAGAGAACCAAGGGGAACCCAGACCAGAAGAGAGCCAAGAGGAACCCAGCCCAGAAGAGAGCCAAGGAGAACCCAUGCCAGAAGAGAGCCAAGGGGAACCCAGACAAGAAGAGUCAUCUGUUCCAACAACACCUAAAGAAGAGAGUCAAGGGGAACCCAGACCAGAAGAGAACCAAGGGGAACCCAGACCAGAAGAGAGCCAAGCGGAACCUAGACCAGAAGAGAGCCAAGGGGAACCCAGGCCAGAAGAGAACCAAUGGGAACCCAGACCAGAAGAGAGCCAAGCGGAACCUAGACCAGAAGAGAGCCAAGGGGAACCCAAGCCCGAAGAGACCCAAGGGGAACCCAGGCCAGAAGAGAACCAAGAGGAACCCAGACCAGAAGAGAGCCACGGGGAAUCCAGGCCAGAAGAGAGCCAAGAGGAACCCAGGCCAGAGGAGACUAAAGGGGAAUCCAGACCAGAAGAGACCCGAGGGGAACCCAGACCAGAAGAAGGCCAAGGGGAACCCAGACCAGAAGAGAGCCAAGGGGAACCCAGGCCAGAAGAGAACCAAGAGGAACCCAGACCAGAAGAGAGCCAUGGGGAAUUCAGGCCAGAAGAGAGCCAAGAGGAACCCAGGCCAGAGGAGACUAAAGGGGAAUCCAGACCAAAAGAGACCCGAGGGGAACCCAGACCAGAAGAAGGCCAAGGGGAACCCAGACCAGAAGAGAGCCAAGGGGAACCCAGGCCAGAGGAGAACCAAGGGGAACCCAGGCCAGAGGAGAACCAAGGGGAACCCAGACCAGAAGAGAUCCAAGGGGAACCCAUGCCAGAAGAGAGUCAAGGGGAAUCCAGACCAGAAGAGAGCCAAGGGGAACCCAGACCAGAAGAGAGCCAAGAGGAACCCAGGCCAGAAGAGAGACAAGUGGAACCCAGACCAGAAGAGAGCCAAGGGGAACCCAGCCCAGAAGAGAGCCAAGGAGAACCCAAACCAGAAGAGACCCAAGGGGAACCCAUGCCAGAAGAGAGCCAAGGGGAACCCAGACAAGAAGAGGGCCAAGAUGAGCUGGGACCAGAGGAAAACCCAGAGGAACUCAUGCUCUUAG